CACGGGGUAAAUCAACAUAAAAAAUGGCGUACAGCUAUAUCAGCCAGAAUAAACUCAGUGGAAAGCAGGAAUGUUCCGGAGGUCUAUUUUUUCUGAGAGAUCCAAGCUCCUCUCCAAGCACCUCCUGGUUGUCUAACGGACAGGACAGUAAAGACCAGGCAGACUCCCUCAGGGAGCAGCUCGGGGAGAUGGAUGAGCAUAUGGCCAGGCUUCAAAGAGAUCUAAGAUCUGAGCGUACAAAAUGCUCCCGUCUGCAGCUGCAGUGCAACCGGCAGGAGGCGGAGCUAAAGCGCAGAGAGAUGCAAUGCAAUAGACUGAAGGAGAGGCUCUCACAGCUCACUGACAGACAAAGAGACAGAGGACCAUCUAUAGAGGUCUUAAACCUCCCUCCUGGAAACAGAGGGAAAAGAGAGCAACCCAGGAAACCAAUCAGGUCUACUGCCAAGCGAGAAGAAGCUGCACUGCUCCUGAUGCUGGACCGCAGAGAGGCAGAGCUGAGAGAGGCGAUGAAGCUGCGCCACAGUCUCACCACUUUGUUGCAUGCACUCAGAGUCGACAUGGAGCAGUGGCUGGAGUUUCUGGAUGUCAAUGAUGGAGACAAAAAGCUAGAUGAAACUGAAGCAGUCCUUGGUGAACACGUGACUGGAGGAGUCGUUCAGAGCUGGAGGCUGGUGCAGCAGAAGCUAAGAGGCAUCUUUUCUGAAGAUCAAACUGCUGCUGGUACUGACCACGAUAAGCUUCUGGCUCAGCUAGAGAUGGAACUGAAGGAAAGUAAGGAGGUGGUCAGAUUACAGCAGCAGCUUCUACAGGAUAGCCUUGUCUCCACGGUCCCAUCUGAACUCUCAGAUUCUUACUUUUUGGAAGAGUGGGAACGUCUUCAGAUGUCCUGGGCAGAGUUGACUCAUCAGAGGAGAACUUUUGAAAGGGAACGGAAAGCUUUCACAGACGCUGCAAUUCGACUGAGCCACGAGCGACGAGAUUUUGAACAACAAAGGAACUUGUUUUUGAAGCAGCAGUAUCUAAGCGAAUCACCCGUGUUUAAUCGAGGAGCAUCAAACAGGAGGGAGAGCACCGCUUUCAAUUUCUCCAGUGAGGGAGGAACUAAUGUAUCUGGCUGUCUACCCAUUACUCCCUCACCAAGCAACUCUGGGAAUGCAGCUUCUCCUGGAUUACAUGAAGAAAGGGUCAGAGUUCAAACCCCGAGCACGCCGCAGCUGUACUCUGCCCUUAAUCUACCAUACAAUAACAGGUCUAGAGGAAAUGACCACCACUCUGAGAUGUGUGAAGUUGGGUCAGGCAGGAGACUGCGCACACCCUGGCCUUCAUAUUUGGACUGGUCAUUUUAGUACAAUCUAUUUUCACUGCUGUACUUAAAGAAUAUAUCUUGUCUUCAAUUUUGUAUUUUUUUUUUUAAACUACUUUAAUAAAAGAUUUUAUUUAAACCAGUUACUCACUGCAUGCUGCCAACUGAUAUUUUUUUUUAUUCAGUGAUAUAUGAAACAAUUUUUCUCUUGCUGUGGUCGUUCUAACAUAAUUCAAUUGAUCCUGUUGAGGUUCUACAACUAAGACUCUCUAAUGUAAAAGGAGUAUUCACUGGGUUCAAGCUGGUAACAAAGAGAUCCGUCCCUAAAAGGUACAGUUCUGCUCGCUAAGGGCGAAAGGUUUAUCCCUUCUAUUCUACGCCUCCCAGUCUCUUUGUGGAUAAUUUAGUUUGUAAAUCUGCUAACAAAAUGUUGCCUGACUUCUUAUGGGAAAAAAAACAAAACAUUAUUUGCACUAAUCUGUCAUCUUAAACUGUGA
Molecule: messenger RNA, 1800 nt
Organism: Cyprinodon tularosa
Lineage: Eukaryota; Metazoa; Chordata; Actinopteri; Cyprinodontiformes; Cyprinodontidae
Product: afadin- and alpha-actinin-binding protein B
Exons: 13
Coding region: 24-1346 (440 amino acids)
Source: RefSeq, a predicted model, not a curated record